Electrophorus electricus (electric eel) is the source of this 4279-nucleotide messenger RNA. The record is from RefSeq and is a predicted model, not a curated record. NCBI's taxonomy places the organism in Eukaryota, Metazoa, Chordata, Actinopteri, Gymnotiformes, Gymnotidae.
GACCGGGACUGUUUUAGACGUACAUAGGUGGGACUGGCUGAUUUCUGUAGAACAGUGACAUUACUCCCCUUGACUACACAAAUAUGCUAAUGAAGAGUGAAGCAAGAGUCGGAUUUUAAGAUGACAGAUGAUAAGGAGAUUAUGCUUCAAUUUUUUUCCCCCUAUCUUUCGCCAGAUGUUCUUUAUAGCUUUAAAACACCGGUGUUAUGUCUGACCUAGGAGUUUAUCUGAGAAUAUUUUUUUUUUUUCCGGACACACAGCCAUUUUAAAGCAAGUAACGACCUAAAUCUGCGCAUCUGUCAAAGAGGAGGCAGCAGCAACAGACCAGGAGGAGAUUACGUGAUAAAGUCCGAGCAGGAUUUUAGCUCGGAGAGAAGGAGUGAGCGAGGACCGUGUGAUUGGUAUGGGUAUCACCAUGGCAGCCCCACUCCUACUCCUGUGCACUCUCUCCUCUUUCCUCUUUUUAGCUGAUGCAAUCAAGCCUAGGUUCUUUGAGCCCAGAAUCUUUGACAAGGAAGCCACUGGUUUUGGGCCCAUAUUUGAGGAAGAGCCCUUAGACACUGUGUAUGCUGAGGAUUCACCUGAAGCUAAGAUCUCCAUGAACUGCAGAGUGCGCGCUAACCCGCCAGCCACGAUCAAGUGGUGGCAUAAUAAUUGGGAGAUCAAGCUUAUGGAGCAGCCGGAUGAGCAUUACAGUUUAGUGGGUGGAAACCUGGUCAUCACCAAUCCAGACAAGGGCAAGCAUGCUGGGAAAUACGUAUGUGUGGCCAAGAACAUUUAUGGCACGGUCAUCAGCAAAGAGGCCAUUGUCAAGUUUGGAUUUCUGGACCAGUUUCCUACUGAUGAGAGAGAGGCUGUGUAUAUUAAAGAAGGACAGGGGGCUGUCCUUCUGUGUACCCCGCCCACUCGCUAUCCAACUGAUGUGAUGUACCGCUGGAUUUACAAUGAUUUCCCCAAUUUCAUUAUCCCGGACCAGAGGCGCUUCGUGUCUCAGACCACAGGGAACCUCUACAUCGCCAAAGUGGAGGUUUCCGAUAUUGGCAACUACUCAUGUUUUGUGUCUAGCCCUAGCAUUGGCAAGAGUGUGUUCAGCACCCCCAUCCCCCUGGUGCCACAAAUAGAGAAGGAAGUGAAGCGGUAUCCUGCAGACAUCAGAGUACGAUUUCCUAAGACGUAUGCUCUGGUGGGGCAGAACGUCACACUGGAGUGCUUCGCCUUGGGCAACCCUCUGCCACACGUCCGCUGGAGGAAGCUGGAUGCCGACCUGCCGCCAAACUACGAGGUGAGCAUGAAUGGUGCGCUGCUGCACCUCAUCAACGUGCAGUACGAGGAUGAGGGCAGCUAUGAGUGCGAGGCCCUCAACGUCCGCGGAAUGGACUGGUAUCGCCAGUGGCUCUAUGUGGAGGGGGCCCCAGAGUGGGCGGAGCAUAUUAACGACACCGAAAAGGACGUUGGCAGUGAGCUCACUCUGUCAUGCACCGCUGUGGGCAAGCCAUUACCAUGGAUACGCUGGCUGAAGGACGGCUACUCGUAUGGCAAGGGUGAGCUGAAAUUCUCCAGCCUUACAUUUGAAGACUCGGGCAUGUACCAGUGUGUCGCUGAGAACAACUGGGGGACUAUCUAUGCCAAUGCAGAGCUGCGGGUGGUCUCAUGUGCACCCACGUUCAUAUACAAUCCCGUGAAGAGGACCCUGUUGGGCGCCAAGAACGGCCGUGUGGUCAUCGAGUGUAAACCGCGGGCGGCACCGAAGCCUAGGUUCAUUUGGAAACGUGGCUCCCAGCUGCUCACCAACUCCUCCCGUAUGUUUAUCUGGGAUGACGGGAGUCUUGAAAUCUUGAACGUCACUAAGAACGACGAGGGCUCUUAUACGUGCUACGCCGAGAACGACCGCGGCAAGGAUAAUAGUACAGGGAUCCUUAGCAUAACCGAGGCUACUGAGAUCAUAGAUGGCCCCUCAGAUGUAGAGGUGAGCGUGGGAGGCAGUGCUGUUCUCCCAUGUUCUGCUUCAUACGACUCCAGCCUGGACAUCACCUUCAUAUGGUCAGUGGACUCCUACGUCAUCAACUUUGCCACUGAUUUCAAGCACUACGAGAAACGUAUGAAUCAAGUGAACAGAGGGGACUUGCUGAUUAAGGACAUUCAGAUCACACAUGCAGGACAAUACAUCUGCACAGCACAGACCAUCGUUGAUAACGCCACUGCAGUCGUUAACGUCUUUGUAAAAGGCAGGCCUGGUCCUCCAGGGUGGGUGCGUGUGGAGGAGGUCAGAGACACGUCAGUUAAGUUGGUAUGGAACCUGGGCUCGGAUCAUGGCAGCCCCCUCAUCCAGCAUGUCAUACAGACCCGAGACUUCUAUGCUCUAGACCCAGAGGAUUGGAAAACUGCAGUUACCUCUCCCGUGUUCUUGGAUGGGAAGACAGAGACUGCGGAGGUCACUGACCUCUAUCCAUGGAUGGAGUAUGAAUUUCGUGCGUACGCCAUCAAUGAGCUGGGAGCAGGAGAAAGCAGCCUACAUUCCCUCAAAAUCAAAACCUGGGAUGCCAUUCCCGCUAUGUCUCCCACUGAUGUCCAUGGCUACGUUGGCGUGAACGGAGAGCUCAUAGUCACCUGGACGCCCAUGAAGCCACAGUACUUCUUCGGCAAAAAGUUUGGCUAUGUGGUGAUGUUCAAGACAUACGAGGAAAAAGAGUGGCACUGGUCGACGGUAGCAGACCCAGAGGCCAGGCGCUUCGUCUACAGAGACCGCCUCAUCCCAAACACUGAGAUUGAGGUCAAAGUCAAAGGCUACAACAGCAAAGGGGAGGGGCCAUUCAGCCUGACAACAGUGCUGUUCUCAUCAGAUAGUGCCCCCAGUGAGGCACCGCUGGACGUGUACGCUCGCCAGGUGACCUCCACUGAGGCCCUGGUGUGGUGGCUGCCAGUCUAUCAGGUCCCUCCACACUGGGUGGACGGCUACCAGAUUCGCUACUGGAGAAAGUAUGAUGACAAUGAGGCAUCUGCGUCCCGCGUCCUCGUGUCCAGCUCGGUAAACAAGACCCGGUUAGAGAACAUGCGGCCCGACUCGCACUACCUGAUCGAGGUGCGAGCCUACAAUGGUGCCGGGCUGGGCCCGCCCAGCGAGCACUGCGAGAUGUUCACUCGGAGAGCACCUCCAAAUCGCCGUUUAAGAGUGUACAAAUAUGUUAGCUACGACCGCAAAUGGCUGUAUAUCUAUUGGGAUCACAUCUACAACUACUGGAACGAAUCAUAUGUGGAAGGGUAUAAGAUCUUGUACAGGAAGGAGGGAGAGCGCUAUGGGAAGGUGUACACCACAGGCAACCACUAUUUCGAUUUGCCCAUGCCAGAGACAGGUGACUACGUGGUGGAGAUCCGGCCUCGCUGUGAGGGCGGAGAUGGCCUCAUCUCGCAGAUACGGGUGCAAGGGCGAGGCUGUCUGUGCUGCCACUCUCUCAGUGCUGCCUCACUGCUGUUGCUGGCCUUGGCCUGGAUGACUGUGGGUCUCUAAAGACCCCUCUUUUCCCUAACUGGAUGGUAGAGGCGCCUGACCCUAACCCUACUGUUCAGUGUUCAGAGGUGCAAUUUGUUGACCACUUAAUGGGAUUAUUUGUAAUAACCUUCUGAUUGGCCUUAUUAAAUGUCUUCAAUCUUUUGAUUCUAUCCAUUUAAAUAUAGGCAAACUCUCCCAAUGGAAUAAUGCUAAAGCCAAGUAAUAUAAUUAAACAUCAUUAGACAUCAGAUUGCAAUGUUUAUUGUCCUUUUGGAUUAGGAACUAUAACAUCACCUGAUUAUUUAUAUUUUGCUGUUAAAUUACUCCUUUUUUAUAUAUCUUUAACCAUUUUUUGAAUAUUUAUAUUUCAUUGGUGUGUGACCAAUAUAUAUCAUAAUAUAUAUUGAUAAUAUAUUGAUACAUUUAGUGGCAAAAUGAAAACGCUUUCAGCUGUGCCUAACUUUGAACAAUGCUUUAGCUAAUUAAAAUUCUCUGAAUUUAGUUGGAAUUAAUGAAAUCAGGUCAGUGUCUGAGUGUUACUUUAGUUAUUGUCUCGAGUUCAGCAGUCCAUGAUGCAAAAUGUUGUGUUAUGUUAUGCAGCUUAUGCUGCACAGUACGCUAUGCACAUUAGAGUCUAGGCUGAGCAUCACUGUAAAAUCAUCUCUGCAUUGCAUUUGUUUAUAUUUGUUAGUAGUAUUUGAGAUGCAGUUUUCUCACCACUCACAUCUAUGACAUCGUUAUGUAUUGUACAGAAAUCCAUGUAACACAAUAAAAUUUGUAUUUUGAAUGGAA